Molecule: messenger RNA, 2510 nt
Organism: Anthonomus grandis grandis
Lineage: Eukaryota; Metazoa; Arthropoda; Insecta; Coleoptera; Curculionidae
Exons: 9
Coding region: 160-2271 (703 amino acids)
Source: RefSeq, a predicted model, not a curated record
CUACUCUGCUCGGCUAAAUCGAUUUUGAUAAUAUUACACAGACGCAGAUGUUCGUUCGGGCAGCGAGACUUAUAGGUUAUACAAAUGGCACAAAUAAAGGCGCUUAUUUAAAAAUGUUUUCUAGAAUGUAUCAUGUGAAAAAUGAGCUAUUAAAGUGAUAUGACAAGUGUUUCUACAGACGAGAUUUUAAGUAAAUUAUCUAUUAAGUUCAAUCGAAUUUUUUGCGACCGUGAUUUUGUAGAAUGUGUUGGUGAAGAUUUUAGGUCUAUUAUUAAUAACGAAAGUAAAUGUUGCGUGUUAGUAUUUCCGUCGCUCAGUCCAAAUUAUCUAAGAGUUGUGCGGUACCAAGCAAAAUUGUGCGACCUUGCGGUGAUCCCUUUGGGAAGUGGUUCUUCAAAGUCUAUUGGAGUAUGCCAGAAGAAGUAUUUUCUACCACCGGUUCCUGACGCUAAUAUAGAACCUUCAUGUCCAAAACAAAUGGCCGACACUAGUGUCCCGAAGAAGAAAAGGCCACCAAUUCAACUAUAUGUUCCUCCGGCACAAAGAAGAUCUAAGUUAGUAGCUCCGCAAAGGGAAAAUUUAAAAAAUGAUAAAAUUCAAAAGUGUUCCUCCAAUGGAAGAAAAGUAGAAAUUCAAGAUAGUAAUGAACUACAAGUAAACAGGGAAGAUUCACUUCAGGAUAUUGAACCUGUCAUAGCUGAGGAAAAAGAAUAUGUAGAAACACCUCAAGUGCAUUGCUACUGCACUCAAGACAUAGAUUACAUUUCUAACAAGAAAGAUUUAUAUGUUCGGCCCUUUUAUAGUUACCAAUGUAGAUGUAUUAAAAUGUUGCUGCUUAAGGACUUAUUUCCUUUUGCAAAACUACUUAUAUUUAGUAUAAACCGAUUAAAACACUGUUUUCAUUGGUUAAGAUGUGAUGCACAGCUUUACAAUGCUAAUGAGGACCUUUCUAAUUUUGAAAAUGUGACUGAAGAAAUAAAAUAUUGUAAUAAGUUUAAGAUUAUAUUUCCAACUACGAGAUUAAGUAUAUUUCCCUAUGAGAUUAAAGAGUUCUGCAAUAUAAACAAUUUUACAGAACUGACAACUAUCCUUCAAAACAGGUACUGCCUUUGCGGAGACAAAUUAUUUUUAUAUUUAAUGGAUUAUAUUUAUUGCGAUUAUCUUUGGGGACCUCUCGUCGACAAUUUUAAAGAAGGAAUUCAACAACGCGAAAAUUCAGAGAAUUUCCAAGACCAAACGUUUGGAAACUUUCAACUAAAAUAUGUCGACAGACUGGGAAAUUCUACGGUAUUUCCACAAAAACCUUGCGAAAAUGUUAACAUAGAUAAUUUGCUAGAAAUUAUUGCAACAAGCAACCAAAAUGAAAGUAAAAAAUUCGAUGAAGUAUUUUCGGAAGCUAGUGACAAAAAAGAUGUAAACAAGGCCACUACCGAAAAAAAGCUUGUGCCUAAACAAAUUGACCGGGUUAUCGUAUUAGGUGAACGAAUAGAACCUCCAAAACUUAGUCCACAAAGUUCACCAACAAUUAAACUAAAACCUAAGCAGAAUGAGCAUGAACAAGAAAAAGAAAUUAUGAGGAAGGCUAAACAGAAUAUCAAUCGAAAGACUAGGCCUAUUAUCAAGUAUAUUGAUGAUGACAAUGACACUUUGAACAUAGGAAAAGGUGAUAAUGUUAACAAUUGGGAAGAUCUAUUUAAUGACGAAGGGGAACUGCAGGAAGAUAUUUUUACUGAGAUUGUCUAUAAAGUGGGACCUCAGGUUACAAUAAUGAAAGCUGCGGAGGACUAUUCAGCAUAUGCUUCCAAACAGGUAGAAGAACUUGAACACAUGGUGGAACUUUAUGAUUUUCCUCCCAGUUUUGAAACUAACGAUAUCAUUUCUUCAUUUAGUCACCUUAAUAGUGACUCUAUGUACAUUAAGUGGAUUGACGAUACACAUGCUCUAUUGGUUUUAGGAUCUCUAACUCAAGCCAAAAAAGCACUAGAGGUUUCUAGCCCCCUGAUCAAAGUAAGGCCAAUGUCAGCGGCCAGUUCUCUGGCUCUGGAAAAAGCCAACCAGUUUGACCUAAAACCUGCAAUGAAGCGACCUCAGACUAACCUGCAGACAGCCAGAAGGUUGAUCACAUCUCAUUUGGGUGCUAAGAGCAAAGUCAGUAGAGAGCAAAGUGCGAAGGAACGAGAAGAUUUACGACUAGCCAAAGAAUUGAAGAAACGAGCCAAACAAAAUGAGAAGGAUGCUUGGGAAGGAAGUCUACGCUCAUCGCUUAAGUAGAAUCCUAAGGAGCUCUAAUAAAGUGCCUUAUAUUUUUUGUAUUAUAACAUUAAAUACCUCCUAUAUUUCUAAACAAAACUUAGUCAUUUCUUGCAAUAUUUUUUUUUACUUUAUUUGUAUAGAAUUACAGUCUUAUAUUGUAAAACCGUUUUGUAGUCUAUUUUUGAAGAAAUCCAUUCUCUAUUUCACAAGACUUGUAACAAUUUGUGUGUGCAUCGCAAUAUAUUUAUGAUAUUAUU